AUGACUCGAUUUGCACGUGCAAAGGGUUCGAAAGCGUCCAACGAGCGAGUUCCCGAAGAUGCCACGUCCUGGAGUGAGAUGAAAAAUCAAUUAUUGGAAAAAAAUCAAGAAAUUGAAGCAAGUAAAAAAAGACAAGAAGCGGACAAACAGCGCGAAAGUAACUAUAAGGCUUUCCUGCAACAAGUUGAAAACGACGUAGUGAAAAAUAGUAAAUGGGCGGAGUUCCCCCAAACAGACAAUAAACCCAAAAAGAAGAAAAAACUCAAAAUUGUGGAAGAAAAGAGCGGAAUCAAGCGUAAAGCUGACGCCCCCCUUGAAGAAACUAGCAAAAAAGUCAAGAAAUUCGUCGAAUGUGAAACAAACGAUGUAACCACCACACCUGUAAAAAAAUUCAAGAAGAAAAACGCUCCAAAUAUUUUGGCGAAAAAAGGCGGCAAGCCUAAAGUGAAAAAAACAUUAAAAAAGGGACAAUUAAUUGAAGAAAAAGAGAAAUUAGCCGAAGGUGAUGUCAGUUGUGAAACUAAUGCUCCAAAACCUUCACCAACAAUUAAUAACAACGAAACAGAACCUGUGAAAAAAUUCAAGAAAAAAAACACUCCAAACAUUUUAGCGAAAAAAGGCGGCAAACCUAAGGCGAAACAACCCGUGAAAAGGGAACCACUAACCGAAGAAGAUCGCAAGAAAAUUGAGAAGAAAGAAAAGCGUCAACGUCAGCUUGAGAAAAAGAAACUAAACCAACCACAAACCCCCAACUUGAAGAAAGCCAAACCUAGAGACAACGAAAAACACGAACGACGUAAGAAACCCCAAAACAGCAUGAUAAUAAACGGAAAAGAAGUGCCAAUAGCUUACGUCGACGGCUUCCCUAUUAAAAAAGAAGACGCGGAGCGAAUCCGCCAAUUACGCCAACAAAUGAUCAGCAAAGGUUUACCCAGAAGUGAAAUUAAAAUCGCCCUGAAACUAGAACGAAGAAAAGCUGAAAAAGCAUUCGCUCGAGAAAAGAAGAAAGUGUGUUUCAAUUGCCGAAAAUCCGGUCACAACUUAUCCGAAUGUCCAGAAUUGGGUAAAGAAAUAGCUGAGUCGUCAGGGACGGGAAUUUGUUUCAAGUGUGGGUCAACUGAACACACGCAUUUUGAGUGUAAAGUAGUGAGGGGGCAAGAAUUUAAAUUUGCGCAGUGUUUUAUCUGCCACGAGCAGGGUCAUAUCGCAAGACAGUGUCCUGAUAACGCAAGGGGGUUGUAUCCGAAGGGAGGGGCCUGCAAGGUGUGCGGGGACGUGACCCACUUGAAAAAAGAUUGUCCAAAGUACCAGAUCCAACAACAACAGCUUCAAGAUAAUCUGCAAAUUGAAACUAUCAGCAGUAGUGAUAAUCCAGAUAAUUUGAGUAAAAGUGACGAAAAUAGCAGAAUUGUAACUAAUCGACCGAAUAAAAUUAUUAAAUUUUGCUUUUGUCUCAUUUAAACCUCAUUUCCUUAA
Molecule: messenger RNA, 1476 nt
Organism: Tribolium castaneum (red flour beetle)
Lineage: Eukaryota; Metazoa; Arthropoda; Insecta; Coleoptera; Tenebrionidae
Exons: 1
Coding region: 1-1461 (486 amino acids)
Cellular component (GO): nucleolus
Molecular function (GO): nucleic acid binding; zinc ion binding
Source: RefSeq, a predicted model, not a curated record